GGAGCAUGACCAGCAUGACCCAUGUGGUCGCAAGAAGACUGGACAGCAGUCCUCCGUCCAUUCAAUCAGCAUACAUCCUUGUCCAUUGUGCUUUCAAAUUGUCACAGCCAAUGCCAGUCUCAACUGCUGCUAAGAGUCGGCGAUGGGAUGAUCACAGACAAGAUGUAGUCCUUGAGGGAGGACGGCAGAGCAUGGUUGAGGAUGGCCGGGGACUUGAAAUGUUUGAUGAGGAGAAGAGAGUGGAUAGGGCCAGCCAGGACGCCGUUGUGGAGGGUCUUUUCGAGGGUGAGGGACUGGAUGCAGGGAUGGGUCUCACCAGUGGUGAGCUUCCGUCUCGCCCUGGACUUGGACUCGUCGGUGAAGCCAGUAUAUCAAGAGGACAAUGUCAUGGAGUGGAUGACCUUGACUUUGACCUUGACCUUGACUUUGACCUUGACUUUGACCUUGACCUUGACUUUGACUUUGACCUUGACCUUGACUUUGACUUUGACUUUGACUUUGACCUUGACUUUGACUUUGACCUUGUGGGGAGGAUGACCGGCAAAUGGAGGGGCACGGAUGCAAAAGUAAAACGCUAACUCGAAAUGAAGGAAAAACUAUUCUCGGUAUAUGGGAAGAUACACUGCCAUAUCUUUUUGUCUUUUGCGCAUGCGAGUAUCUGCCACAGGAAUGGAUCUGGGCCCUCAGGAAGAGAGUUGGACUGCAGUACACAGGAACAUGAAAGUUUAAUCAUCUUUUGUCUGAUGUGUCCAAAAGUGUAAUGCUUCCCCCUCUUCUCCCUAUCCCCGCUUUCUCCACGAUAUACACAAAUAGCAAGGGACAGAGAGAUCCAUAGACCCACACACACUUAGACAACAGCGCAGACACACACACACACACAGAGAGAGAGAGAGAGAGAGAGAGAGAGAGAGAGAGAAUAGUAAAGAGGAGGGGUGUGUGAAGAGGUCGAGGUACAAGAUUAGCAUCAAUGGAACUGAAGGCUCUUGGAAGAUUCUUGUGUAGAGUUGCAUGCUCUGGCAUGUGGCGUGCCUGUGUGUGGAUCGACUCGUGUGAUAGGUGGAAAUUUUUCACUCUUUUUCUUUCAUGUUUAUGGUUUAUAGUGUGCGGGUAUUGUGUAUCGAGAGUGGAACACGAUGCAUUGAAUGGAUUGGUGUCAACCUCAUGCUACGAUACCAAAUUUACGCAGAUGAAGGCGAGUACGAACAUCCUAAAUGGAGCUCAGCAGAGGACAUAGAGUGAUCCCCGAAAGGCUCCCGAAGGGCGUAACGGCUCGAAAGGGUCGAAAGGAUUCUUUCUACAUGCAGCACCAUCACUAGUGGACAGUGCUCGUGGUUGGGUAGAAGAUUACUACUUGGGGGGGUUGGGGGGAGGGGUGGUGGGUGGGGGUUAAGUAAAAGCUUUCUUCAACC
Molecule: messenger RNA, 1409 nt
Organism: Chara braunii
Lineage: Eukaryota; Viridiplantae; Streptophyta; Charophyceae; Charales; Characeae
Source: the annotation of a GenBank genome assembly